UUAACAGGGAGAGGCGAUGAAUUCAACAAGUGCCCUUUUCACUCAGUUAUGUAGGCCAGGUACUGAACAGCUGAAGCCUAAGUUUUCUACCAAGUAAUUGGGCCUGGCAGUAGUGACUCCCCUCAGCAGGACUUUGUUAGAUGACAACAUAUCUACCUGUCCACUGAGUUGUGAUGUUUGCACUGGUGUGAAAGGAUGAGGCCAUAACAUCGUGUGGACAUUGAACUACCAAUGAGGGGAACUACCAGCUGAGUGUAUAACAUAUGUGCAUGUACAUGUACAUAUACAUGUAACUUACCAUACAGCACAAACCAUUUAAGACAGUGUACAGACGGAUAAAACACCUGGAUCUUUUUUACCCUGUUAACAUGUACACCUGAAACGAGGACUCAUGAUGCGCUUUUGGCGUAAAAAAGAGAGGAGGAAGAAUGGCGCGAUGAAGUCUGGGUCAUUAGGGACCAAAACCCCACCUCCGGAGAGGAAAAGCAAAUUUGCGGCAUUAGGAAAACUUUUUAAACCUUGGAAAUGGAAGAGACGGAAAAAGAGUGAAAAAAUAGAGAAAACAGCUGUUGAUUUGGAGCGAAAAAUUUCACUACGAGUGACAAGAGAAGAAUUAAUACGAAAAGGUGUCCUUAAAGAAGUUGAUACAGAUGGCCAGGAUGUGAGUGUAGAUGGUUUAGAUUCUGUAACAGAAGGUGAUGAUUUGAAAGAGGAGAGAGUGGUGGAGAAUGGAGAGUUGUGGGGAGAUCGGGCUGGUCCUGAUACAAAUUCUUCCGGCUCCAUAUAUGUCACCACCACUGCAGAUAUCACACCGGUUGACACCAAAGUUAUGCUAUCAGCAGCCCAAAUUCGACCUGUUGUGGUGCCUAUAGAAGUGCAGAUCCCUCAAGUUCCAGAGCCCAAUGAGGCAUCCGUUCCGCCAAUCCCGCAGCCUGAACCGGAGUUACCUCCCCCUCCUGAAUACAGCCCUGUCACUCCAGCACACCCUAAUGGUUACACCCUCCUGAACUCUAGUAUUUCAUUACAGAUAAAUGCCAUACAACCAACAUCAGAAGUGCAAGCAAAGGUAAAUAACCCAGGCAGUGGGGAGCCAGAUGGGGAAGAGGAUUAUGAUAAUCUUAACACACCCUUAAAUCCUCCUUCACCGUAUGAGGCAAUUCCUGCAUGUGAGCCUGACCUUAGCAUGCAGCCGAAGAAAAGUGCUCUGAAACAGAAGGGGAUGAAUGGUAGACCCAGUACACCAGUUGUUCCUAUAGGAAUGGCCUUGACCCCUGUGCAGUUGUCAUCAGCGGGUGAACAGACAACGCCCAGUUCACGCCUCCUCAACUCCCCAGCUGUACCAGUGAUACCUUUGCCAUCUCCUCAAGCCACCCCUACAACACGAUCUAACACAAAACAGAGAUACAGAGUCAGAAUAAACGAGAACAAAGAGAAUAUACCUGACCGUGAGCCAGAGCCUCCGCCCAGAUCUGACACAAAUACAGACUACGACAAUUUGCCUGGUGACGAUUCGUCUUCAGACGAUGAGGAAGUGCUGUACAGAGAUGACAUAGAAAUAACAAGUACGCUAGCGGCCAAAGUUGCUAGGCAGGACAGUCUGGCACGAUUCCUUAGCAAUAGACCAUCUCAUCGAGAGCUGGUGGAAAAAAAUAUAAUUCCUGUUAAAUCAGAAGCAGAGAAAAUAGAAGAUAGGCAUGCAAUUGGAACAAAACUUACAAGACGUUUAAGUUUACGUCCUUCUCCUGAGGAGUUAGAGCAAAGGAAUAUACUUCACAACCAAAGUCAAGAGGAACAGAAAAAAUUAUUGGAAGAGAAAAAGCGGUUCCUAGUUAGGAAGCUGAGCUUCCGCCCCAGUGUAGAGGAACUGAAGGAAAAGAAGAUCAUCAAGUUCAGUGACUAUGUGGAGGUAACUGAAGCCCAUGAGUAUGACCGCAGAGCUGACAAACCAUGGACACGGCUCACACCAAGGGAUAAGGCGGCUAUUAGGAAAGAACUGAAUGAGUUUAAAAGUAAAGAAAUGGAAGUCCAUGAAGACAGUAAACAUUUGACUAGAUUUCAUCGGCCUUAAGUGUUGAAAUCUAUGCAUUUUCCCCGAUAGUGUGCUCUGGAUGUAGAUAGAGGACUGUACAGCCCCCAGACUGUCCAUAUUUGGGGUGGCCAGAUAGCUGUAGGCUGCAAAUAUUAUGCUUCACUCCUUAAUUAUGACAAUCAGUGUGAUUUGAAGGCAGCCUGGGCAGAUUCCUGAAACAUGUGACUUACAGUGCACCUGGUAACCUAAGCUAGACCCUGUGGCCAUUUGUGGGAAUUGACAUAAUGUGGACAUGGCUUAAUCUUUCAACAGCUGCUAGACAAAUGUCAUUGUACCCUGAUCACUGAUUCUGGAACUUCUUCCCUGUUCUUGGCAUACAGAGCUAUUCUAGUCUUGCGUGAAUUUCCUGAGUAUGGCACCAGUGUGAUUUGUUGCAAGACUUAGCGUUGCAAAGAGCUGGUCAGACUGCAGGCUCUGCUGCAUAUCGCAACCCUUCUUCCUGCUUCAGUCACAUGCGACUUGUUUUAUUUUAAUUCACUCCAUGAGUGUUUCAAUAUGUAAAAUUUAAAAUAUAGCUCUCCCUCUUUUCAAAUGUGUGGGUAGAUAUGCCACCACUACAACAACUAGUAAAGUAGUGUUCUCUCAGUUGGCUAGUUCCCUACCCUGGAAUAAGUAUCUACAGAUGAAGGCUCUGUUUGCCUCUCAAUAUUAAAGUGCGUGUGGUUUAUGUAUGUAUGUAU
This is a messenger RNA of Liolophura sinensis, 2769 nucleotides long. Its product is annotated as phosphatase and actin regulator 4-like. The record is from RefSeq and is a predicted model, not a curated record. Bases 392 to 2068 code for a protein of 558 amino acids. Gene Ontology annotation, biological process: actin cytoskeleton organization. NCBI's taxonomy places the organism in Eukaryota, Metazoa, Mollusca, Polyplacophora, Chitonida, Chitonidae. The transcript has 13 exons. Gene Ontology annotation, molecular function: actin binding.